Psilocybe cubensis is the source of this 3126-nucleotide messenger RNA. RefSeq lists its product as uncharacterized. The transcript is spliced from 11 exons. Lineage: Eukaryota; Fungi; Basidiomycota; Agaricomycetes; Agaricales; Agrocybaceae. Bases 1 to 3126 code for a protein of 1041 amino acids. The record is from RefSeq and is a predicted model, not a curated record.
AUGUCAAUUCAAGCGAAGCCUGUUGGCGCAAAACGUGGUGCUCAAAUAGUCAUUGACAUUGGCUCUUCUCCGGAGCCUACUGAACCUGGGUUUGUUAAGUCAGCUUCCAGGUCACGAACAACUUCUGGUCAGGCGAAUGUAUCAGGAAAAGGAAAGGGGAAGGCAAAGGCAAAGUCUAAUAAAAAGACUGGUAAGGUGAUAAUGGGACCUGUUAUUGAACUGACGGAUUCCGAGUCGGAUUCUGAGCAGCCAGGUCCCAGCGUACCGCAAAGUCAAAUUCAGACAAACGACCAAGCUCAGGCAGGUCCAUCGCGUCCCAGACCCAAACCUUUCCCUAUAGUAUCACCCCAACGAUCAAAUUCUGCACUUGCUGCAUUGCCUGUGGCAGCAUCGUUGGAGAAUAUCCCCGUCGCGUCUGGUUCAGGUUCAACUUCAGGUUCGCAGAAAAAAAGGAAAGCGCCGCAGCCUACGCUUUUUCUUCCAUCCCAGAGCGACGAAGAAAACAAACCGCCUGUGGUAGAUGUCGAUACUAUCCCUAAUAAUAGGGCGGAAAUUGUAGAACCAGGCAUGAAUGCGCUGGUUUUGGACGAUAAUUUGGAUUUAGAAAUGGAUCAAUAUCUCCAACAGUUUCAUGAAGAAGACAAACGUGCAAGGCAGCGACUAGAAGCUCCUCUUGCAGGCGUUGCGCCCGUUGCAGCACCUGUGCCACACCCACAUAUGCCUGAAGUUCACCAAAUUGUGCCACCCAUUCCUGUGCCAGUUCAUCAGCCCAUUCCUGCUGUACCUCCUCCACAGAACCUCCCUCGUCAUAUAGCCGAGCCUGUUGUCCAAGUCCAGCCUGAACAUGGACCCCAAUCACAAGGAGAUCCUAUGGUUAAAGUCAUCGCUCAAGUUCUUGAGAUAAUGCCUGAUGUGGACCCGGACUAUCUCCGUGGGCUGGUCGAAACUCACCUACCCAAUUUUGGUGCUCAGACUACAGAGCACAUCCUAGGCUUACUUUUCGAAAAUGGUGGAUACCCUCGUGUCGAUAGGAGUAAGGGAAAAAGAAAGGCCACGGUACAUCAUGAUUCUGAGAAUCCUCAGAAAAAGAUGAAAGUUGAUUAUGCUAGUAAAGAAAGAAACGUCAACAGCCCUGUGUAUCAUGAAUUUGCACUGAUUCACCUCCAACUGAGCUUUCCUCUUGUACCGAAACCUUUUUUACGUCGCACUCUCGAGCAAAACAAUGGUUUAUAUGCUCCGACCCAUUUUGCAGUGGCAGCAUUGCACAAAGCUUACGCAGAUGACGCCCACAAUCCCCAUCGAUUCCUUCCGUAUAUCCCAAAAACCAUGCGUUAUAAUCCUUCAAAAGACCUUCGAAUUCAUGGACGCCGAUCUGACAAAGAGUUUGCCGAGGAAAGGAAAUGGUUAAUUGAACAUCUGCAAGAUCCGACUGAGACCAAGCUGGGGGUUGUUGGAACUGCCAUUUCAGACGAGGCGGGGUUGUCAGGAAAGGGAAAGGGAAAGGAAAAAGAUGAAGGGGAAAUAGAAGAUAUUCCUUUGGAAGAUGGCACUGGCAUCGAAUGUCAAUGCUGCUUUUCAGAAUACGCUUUCGAUAGAAUGGUGCAGUGUCCAGAAGCCCACCUGUUCUGCAGCAGUUGUGUUUCCCAAUAUGCCGCCACGAAACUUGGGGAACAUAAUCACCUUAUACUAUGCAUGCAUGCUUCUGGAUGUUCGCUCCCUUUCACUGAGUCUGAGCUACGCCGCAUCCUUUCACCCAAAUUGAUGAGCUUGUAUGAGCGCGUCAAGCAGCAAAAGGAAAUCGAGGCGGCAGGUUUGGAAGGUUUGGAAGAGUGUCCUUUUUGUGAAUGGAAAUGCGUUUUGGAAGCUUCCAAUGAGGAAGAAAAACUGUUCCGGUGUGGCAACGAGGAGGGCGGGUGUGGAGUGGUUAGUUGCAGAAGUUGUAAAAAGAAGGAUCAUCUUCCCAAAAGCUGCAAAGAGGCCGAAGAGGACAAAGUGCUCGACGGAAGGCACGCGAUUGAGGAGGCAAUGACUCGGGCAUUGAUGCGAAACUGUCCUAAAUGCAAUAAAGCCUUUGUUAAGGAAACAGGGUGUAAUAAAAUGACCUGCCCACAUUGCCGAACUCUUUCGUGCUAUGUAUGUCGAAAGGUCAUCGAUGGAUACCAACACUUCGAUCAGAUGCCAGGCCAACCGUCCACUUCGAAGUCAGCAGGAAAAUGUCGAUUGUGGGAUAAUGUGGAAGAACGUCAUGCACUCGAGGUCAGAGCGGCGGCGGAGAAAGCAGCGGCAGAGUAUAAGCGAGACCAUCCUGAAGUCAGCGAUGAAGGCAUUAAAAUUGAUCUUCCUGCUGUUCCUCCUCCUGCCCCUGCCCCACAAAUUGUUCGCCUAAAUCAUGCGCCUCAUUUGCCACAUGAUGCAUUGUUGAGAGGGAUUGCACCGCAAGCAGCAGUGCGCGGGCCCAUUUUAAUGGGUGCAUUGCCAGGGCAGCAAGUUGGCAACGAAGUCGCACGACCCAUGGUACACCCAGGCAUUCAAGUGUUUCCAGCACGUGUGGAAAACCCAGCUGCUCGCCAGACACGACUUGCCAGAAUUGCCCAACAACACAGAGAAUACCAACUGAGGCUCGCGGAGCAACAGCAGCAGCAGCAACAACAACAACAGAUACAACAACAGCAACAAGAGGCGCAGGCGCGCAUUCAGCCUGUCCAAGAGCACAGAAACGCAGUCGGAAAUUUUGCUGUGCAGUAUGCGCAACUGGAACAACAACGCGUAGCUUUGCAGCAGCAGCUGGCAGAACGGAUUGUCCAGGAACGACAACUCGCGCAACAGCGGGCGCUUGGGUUACAGCAACAACAACGCCAGGAUCGUUUUGUGGUGCCACCAGCGGGCCCACAGGGUGGUAUACAGCAGCGUAUGGAGGUGGUUGAGCCGGCAGCGGAUAAUUUUCUCCAGCGCGCAGAAGCGAUGAUUCUUGCUCAUGAACCACAACAAGCGGAACAACAACGAAUGGCUGCCGCCCGUCGGGUCCCAGUUCAGUUGGCUGCCCCAGGCCUUGCUCACCCAGGGCAUAUGGCAUACGAAAUAGAUGCAUUAAGGCGAUAUAACGAAGAAAGGGCCGGGCAAAGAUAG